AUGAUUAAAGGAAUACUUGUAUUUAAUAACUCAGCUAAGCCACGUUUAAUUAAAUUUUAUGAACAUUAUCCAGAAGAAAUUCAACAGCAAAUUGUCCGAGAAACAUUUCUGUUAGUAUCAAAACGUGAUGAGAAUGUUUGCAACUUUCUUGAAAGUGGCUCAUUAAUUGGUGGAAAUGAUUAUCGUUUGAUAUAUCGUCAUUAUGCCACAUUAUAUUUUAUAUUUUGUGUUGACAGUUCAGAAAGUGAAUUAGGCAUACUGGAUUUGAUACAAGUUUUUGUUGAAACACUUGACAAAUGCUUUGAAAAUGUCUGUGAACUUGAUCUAAUUUUUCAUGUUGAUAAGGUUCAUUAUAUUUUACAAGAAUUAUGUCUUGGCGGCAUGGUAUUAGAAACAAAUAUGAAUGAAAUUAUUGCCAGGAUAGAUGAACAAUCAAAAUUAGAAAAACAAGAAGCUGGAAUUACGGCAGCACCAACAAAAGCAAUGACAGCAUUGAAAGAAAUGAACUUACCACAAAAAAUAAAAGAUAUUAAAUUACCCGAUUUAAAUCUUAAUCUACGUUUUUAA
This is a messenger RNA of Rotaria socialis, 567 nucleotides long. The record is from the annotation of a GenBank genome assembly. Lineage: Eukaryota; Metazoa; Rotifera; Eurotatoria; Philodinida; Philodinidae.